Balaenoptera musculus (blue whale) is the source of this 6550-nucleotide messenger RNA. RefSeq names its product poly(A) polymerase gamma (gene PAPOLG). The transcript has 23 exons. The record is from RefSeq and is a predicted model, not a curated record. Lineage: Eukaryota; Metazoa; Chordata; Mammalia; Artiodactyla; Balaenopteridae. The coding region runs from base 229 to 2670 and encodes 813 amino acids. Gene Ontology annotation, molecular function: poly(A) RNA polymerase activity; RNA binding. Gene Ontology annotation, cellular component: nucleus.
GGCUGGGAAGCGGCGCCAUAUUGGCGUCGGCCGCGCUGUAUUGUCAUAAAUAGAGCCGGUUUUCUGGUGUUUUCACUACUCGGUUGGAUGCCUCGGCCGUAGUAAGUGAGAGAGUGAGCGAGCAAGCGAGCUACAAGCGAGCGGAGGAAAGUGGACAGGAGGAGAAGGGAAGAGCAAGAACAGGACUCCAGAGCGAAAGACUCGCCGGUGAGGGAGGCGCAGGAAGCGAUGAAAGAGAUGUCUGCAAACACCAUGCUGGACAGCCAGCGUCAACAAAAGCAUUAUGGAAUCACCUCUCCAAUUAGCUUGGCAUGUCCGAAAGAAAUUGAUCAUAUUUACACACAGAAAUUAAUUGAUGCCAUGAAACCAUUUGGAGUGUUUGAAGAUGAGGAAGAAUUGAACCACAGGCUGGUUGUUCUUGGUAAACUGAACAAUUUAGUAAAGGAAUGGAUUUCUGAGGUCAGUGAGAGUAAGAAUCUCCCACCUUCUGUUGUGGCUACUGUUGGUGGAAAAAUUUUCACCUUUGGCUCCUAUAGGCUUGGAGUACACACCAAAGGAGCUGACAUUGAUGCACUUUGUGUUGCUCCAAGACAUGUGGAGAGAUCUGAUUUUUUUCAGUCUUUUUUUGAAAAAUUGAAACAUCAAGAUGGCAUUAGAAACUUAAGAGCUGUAGAAGAUGCCUUUGUUCCUGUUAUAAAAUUUGAAUUUGAUGGAAUUGAAAUUGAUCUAGUCUUUGCAAGACUGGCAAUACAAACCAUAUCAGAUAAUUUAGAUCUAAGAGACGACUCUCGACUGAGAAGCCUUGAUAUAAGGUGUAUUCGCAGCCUAAAUGGGUGUAGAGUUACUGAUGAAAUUUUGCAUUUAGUGCCAAAUAAAGAAACUUUCAGACUCACCCUAAGAGCAGUCAAACUAUGGGCAAAACGACGUGGUAUUUAUUCCAACAUGUUGGGAUUCCUUGGUGGUGUCUCCUGGGCAAUGCUAGUUGCAAGAACUUGCCAAUUAUAUCCAAAUGCAGCAGCUUCUACUUUAGUUCAUAAGUUCUUCUUAGUUUUUUCCAAGUGGGAAUGGCCAAAUCCUGUGCUGCUAAAGCAACCAGAAGAAAGCAAUUUGAAUUUGCCAGUUUGGGAUCCUCGGGUAAAUCCAUCAGAUAGGUAUCAUCUCAUGCCCAUAAUCACCCCUGCCUACCCACAACAGAAUUCUACGUAUAAUGUGUCCACAUCAACUCGAACAGUAAUGGUAGAAGAAUUUAAACAAGGUCUUGCAGUCACAGAUGAAAUUCUUCAAGGGAAAUCAGAUUGGUCCAAACUCCUUGAGCCACCAAAUUUUUUCCAAAAAUAUAGACAUUAUAUAGUAUUGACUGCCAGUGCAUCAACAGAAGAAAAUCAUCUAGAGUGGGUUGGAUUAGUAGAAUCUAAAAUACGUGUACUUGUUGGAAAUUUGGAACGGAAUGAAUUUAUAACUCUUGCCCAUGUAAAUCCCCAAUCAUUCCCAGGAAAUAAGGAACAUCAUAAAGACAACAAUUACGUAUCAAUGUGGUUCCUUGGAAUAAUUUUUCGGAGAGUAGAAAAUGCAGAAAGCGUUAAUAUAGACUUGACAUAUGAUAUACAGUCAUUUACUGAUACAGUGUACAGACAGGCAAACAAUAUAAACAUGCUAAAGGAGGGAAUGAAAAUUGAAGCAACUCAUGUUAAAAAAAAACAACUUCAUCACUACCUUCCCUCAGAGAUUCUUCAGAAGAAGAAAAAGCAAAGUCUUUCUGAUGUCAGUCGAAGUUCAAGUGGACCUCAAUCCAAAAGAUCAUCUCUGGAUAGCAAUUGUUUGGAUAGCUCCAGAGACACUGAUAAUGGAACACCUUUUAAUUCCCCAGUGUCUACAAACAAGCCUUCCAAGCCUGAUAUUCCUCCUUCAGGAGAGACAGAAAGGAAUAAUGCUGAGCCUGCUGCUGUAGUUGUGGAAAAGCCACUGACUGUCCCUCCAGCUCAAGGGCUGUCUAUUCCCGUCAUUGGUGCAAAAGUUGACUCUGCAGUAAAAGCUGUAUCACCUCCAGCUGUGUGUACCAUUCCUACUGUAGUAGGACGAAAUGUCAUUCCUAGAAUCACAACACCCCACAGCCCUGCCCAGGGGCAGCCACAUCUAAAUGGAAUGUCAAAUAUAACUAAGAAUGUUGCCACCAAAAGAUCCCACUCCCCAUCCAUAGAUGGGUCUUCUAAGAGGUUGAAAGACAUAGAAAAGUUUAUUCGACUUGAAUCAACGUUUAAGGAAUCACGUGCUGCUGAAGACAGAAAAAGAAAAUCAGUGGAUGCCAUUGGAGGAGAAUGUAUGCCUAUUCCAACUAUUGAUACAUCACGCAAAAAGAGACUGCCCAGUAAAGAACUACCAGAUUCAUCAUCUCCAGUUCCAGCAAAUAACAUCCGUGUCAUCAAAAAUUCCAUUCGACUGACCCUAAAUCGAUGCUGUAGCAUUCUCUCAUUGAUUGCUACAUACAAUUCUCUGAGGAUCACCUGCUAUCAAAUUAUCAUCUGCAAUAUUAUGGCUUUGCGUUGGAGGUUUUACUGCCUUAACUUUCGAUGCUUAUUUCUCUGUUGUGGGAACCAGUUCUUGGCUCUCUGGACACUGAUAAAACAAGUCCUGAACACCGCCCCCCUCUUCUUUUUAAGUCUUAUGUUGUAAUCAUUGUAUAGAACUAAAAAAGUUGAAAACAAAAAACAAAACAAAACAAAAAAUGUAAUUUUCCAAAUGUUAACACAUUUACUUUAGCAUUGAAGCCACUUUGUGAAACCUGAGGUAAAUGAAUGUGAGGUAUCUUCUCUGCUUUCCUCAUUUGUGUAGAUGUACUUAUUGUCUGUUCUGUUGAUUUAAAUUAUUUUUUCUGAGAUUGGCACACGGAAUAUUUAAAUUUUUAUCGUGCCUUUCUAUCCAAAUGUUGCAUAGUUACCAGGGAGGAUUAGUCCAGUGAUUACAUAAGAGUUGGGCACCAUAAAUUCUCUAUAUUUUGCCUCCUAUGGAGGCCUUUGAAAUGCAUCUUUAUUAAGAAUCAAAAUAUGACCAGGAUACUGAAAGUCAGUAUAUGAACGGUGAAAUUGUUACAUAUCCUAUCUCAUGCCAUUCUUGUUAGUUGACUGGUAUUUUUUACUGAGGAGCAACUCAUUCCGGCAUCAACAGUAAGAUGCCUUUAAGUAUGGCAAACUUGUAUUUUUGAAGUGUACGAUUAACUUGGCAUGAUACUUCCUGACCAUUACUUACCGCCACAACUUCAAACAGUUCCUUCGUGGACUAGGCAUGCAGAAAUGAGCAGUGGAUUUUACUGAAACCUAAAGGCAUUUUUGAAUGACAUUGUUACCAACCAUUAAUUGGCUCAGGACCUUUGUAAUUUUUAUUUAAAUAUAUGAGUUGUCUUUUUUUACACUGCUUUUUUCAGUGCAUUUCUUAAUAUUUUUUAAGUUUCAUGAAUGCAUGCUCCAUUUAUUAAAAUCCAUAACCAUGUAAUUCUUCUUGUAAUAUGUUGAUUCAGUGUUUUGUAAAUGAAGUCGUAUGUAUUUUCAGAGUAUUUUUGUAUGUACUGUAAGAUACCAUCUUUUCAAAGAGAAUACUUUAAAACCUUUACUGUCUCUCUUUAGUCUAAUUUUUUAAAUAUGGAUUAUGCUUGAAUUACUCUUAAAAUGAAAAUGUAUAGAUUACACAGCCAGGAAUGUUGGUAUAUAUUACCUUCUUCAGCUUUCACUCACCAUUUAGUAGGUCCAGUAGGAAAAACACAAAAUGGUACAUUUGAAUACUGCAGGGAAAAUUCUUGGUUAUAUAGUUUAUAGGGCUCAUGGGAUGCCAUUUAGCCAGUGGAGUAAUAGUCCAUUUUCUCUUGCAAGCCCGUUACCAUUGAGUUGAAAUACUUGAAUUCUGAUUUUCAGAGAGCAGGAUCCUUCUUUUCCCACUCCUGUUCCUGACCCCUACAUCUCUGAAAUGGAAAUUCUAGUGUUUAACUUUUACAAAGGGAGACUUCUUAGAAGUAAAGAAGAGCAAGGGGAAAACAAUAGUUGUUCCAUUAUUCACUUUUUAUAUAGCAAAAGACGAGAAUGAAAUCCCAUAACCAAGUUGUAGCUUCCUUGGCAAAGCUGUUCUCUUAGUUGACCCUUUUUCUUUAUUCAAGUAUUUUGAGAUUUGUUCUAUAAAUACUCUAUUUGAGCAAAAGUGAAUGAUUAUGAAAGGACUGAAUAACUGUCACCUGACUUAAAACAUUGAUUGAUUGAAAACUUCUUUAAUAAGGACUUUAAGAAUUCCCCAUAAGUACAUCCAUGUUUACCCUAUUAUAUAAACCGAUUCCUUGGAGUAACUAGUGGAGUUCGUCUUUAAUAAGAAAGCAACAGGCCUAACCUUUGUACUGUAGUAUAGUCAUUCCUCCUCUUGUUUUAAUGGUCCAUUUGACAUGGGGUUAAGACAUAGCCAAGAGUUUAACAUUAGACUUCUCAAAGAUAGAUAGCAUUCUUCAACCUGUUUGGUAACUGGGGAGUUGAUGAGGUGCUUUUGAGAUAGCGGGUUUGGUCAGAAAUGAAGUGUUUUCUAUCCUGAACAGUAGGUAGAACGUUGAGUACAGUUGACCCUUGAACAACACAGAUUUGAACUACAUGGGUCCACUUAUAUGUGGAUUUUUUUCAAUAAAUAUAGUACUUGUAUUUUCAUUUCACAGAACUUUAAUUAAUUAAUUAUAGGGGAAAGUUUGAUUGAGAUCACAAUAUGUGGAAUCAAAAGAACUAGGGUUUGAGUCCUGAUUCGAUCCAGACUGUUUCAGCUUCCUGCCCUUGGGUGAGUCAUGUAUCAAUUCCUUUGUUUUUGAAGCAGAGAUAGCAGUACAAGUGUUUUCAACUGGGGUAAGUGGGUCGGUGCCCCUAACUCCUGCAUUGUUCAAGGGUCAACUGUACAUUCUGUUACCAUGGUAGGAGACCUCCAUUGUAAGGGUUCCAAGUAAGUAAGAGGGAAUGGUCUGCAGUUAUGUGCUAUGUUCAGAGGCACUAGGUAGAUGCAUUUGAUUUCAAAGUGUAGAGACUAUACCUAGAAAUAUAACUAGAAAUAUAUUUUAUAAAGUCAAAUAACCUGUUCUUCAGUAUGUAGACACAUGUUCAUUUUCAGAAGGGUAUUUUAAUCUCAUUUUUCAGUGACUGGCUCUAAAGAAUAAUAUAUCAAUGAAACAAUUAUCUGCUAGUUUAAACCUUAGGGACUUAACUAAUUUGAGAGACAGGAUAAGUGGCUUAAAACCUUGUAAAAUUGGGGCAAGAGGAUUUUAUAAGACUAUGCUUACAAUAAGAGUUUUUGUCUUAAGGCAGCAAUUUAGUAACAUCAUUAAAAUGCUUACUGUCCUAUAUAGUUGCAGUGAAGUGAAGUGAAGAUGGGCAAUGUUGAAAUGGGCUAAACUUAUUUUCCACUGUGUCCCACAGCUUUGAAAUAGAAAUUCCUAACCUGCGGAUCAUGGACUGUAGCGAAUCCCUUGCAAAUGUAUAUAAGAAGUUUUUGUUCAUAUGCAUUUUUCUGAGGGCAAGUUCAUAAUUUCAUCAGCUUCUCAAAGUGGUCAUGACCCUUAAAAAAAAGUUAGGAACCACAGCUUUUCAGGAUUGAAUAAUCCCAAACUCUUUGCAAUUUUCUUCUUAAGAUUUUUCUGUGGUGUAUUUCUGAAAAUGUACUGUGGCUCUUAACUAGUAAAGUGGGCUAAUGAAGGACGCUGGAACACUGAAUUUCUCUCCAAGUUUCUUUAUAUAUCUCCGAUGAAACUUCAUCAGUAUUUAGAAAAAGGUGUAUGAUUAGAUUUAUGUGUCUUCAGUUAACUUAGAUUCAUUAACAGGGUCAAACUUAAGUUCAACAAAUUUCAACCUAAGAAUGAUCAGAGUAGAAUAGCUUAGAAUAAUGAUUAGAAAUGGUAAAAAAUAGGAUUUAUCAUUAAAGAUCCUAAUCCUUUGAUUUUGGUAGCCUUAAAUUUCUUAUUUCUCCAUGUUUGUGGUUCAGACCAGAACAGACUGAACAGACCAAUAAAUAGAACUUUAGUGUAAAAAAAAUUUUUUUUAAUAAAUAAAAUUGUGUGCAUAUUUAAAUAAAUAACUACCUAUUAAAUCUUCCAAAGCUUAGAAUUUAGGUCAUGAUAAUAGUGAUGAAUAUAGUGCAAGUGGUGGAAGAAAACUGGUCUCAAUAAUGGUAACUAUUUCCUUAGGAUUUUUUAAAAGAAUUGUACAAGGUCAGAUCCUUCCCAAAUUUCCCAUUUUUUUCUGGAAUAAUUUUAUAUUUGAAGUAGUUGAACAUAAGAUUAUCAUCAGGCUUGCUAUAAUUUUUAAUGUAUUGCUGCAUUUUUAGCAAGGACCCACGUAAUUACCUUAAAAAGUGCUUAGGAUAUCUUUGAGGUAAAUGGUGCUACAUCACUUCACAGUAUUAUGUAAAAUGAAUGCAGCUCCUGUUCCUUUUUAGCUAGCUGUUUGUGUAGUUCAUAUUAAUUUUUCCUGCCUUUUAUUUGGAUUGUCUUAAUUUCUUAGUUGUACACACGAGCCUCAUUAUCUGUCUGGAAUAAGUAAUCAAAUAA